CAGGGUGGCUGAGGCAUUACAACCAAACAGCUUGGAAAGGAAGGACUUUCAGCAGACGAGUUGUUUAUUCCAUCAGAUGUGUGAUACAGGAGAUGAACUGGAAGAUGACCUACAUGACAGUGAUUUGUUACCAGACAAAUUAUCAGGAUCAAGUCAGGAACAAACAUGGGAAAACGAAUAAUGCAUCAUUUUUCACCAAGUACUAUCUGCACUUUAUAAAUAAGAAUUUAUAUGUAUGCACACUAAAGUGGAUGGAACCUUCAGCUUUAGCUAAAAACUUCAGGUAUAAAAAAUAAAGGGACUGCCCACAUUUUAAAAGGAGGCAAUGUAAAUUACAGAGAAAUUUAAUACACUAAUAUACUGCUUAUUUUGUAUUCAAGUGCUUAUAUUGUUUUUAAAUUGCAUCUAUGGUUUUGGAUGAAUGUCAUGAAAAACAAUGCAAGGUGGAUUUCUGUGAAUAAAAUAACUCACAGAAAAAUGAAAAUCUAUGCAGCGAUGUAAUGUGCAAGGGAGGUUAUUACUUCGCAAGGACUAUGAACUGUUUAUGAAUACGUGAAUGAGGAGCGGAUGCAAUUCUGUACAAAACUCUUUACCCACCCUCAUUUCCUUCUGUUCAUAAUGUUGUUUCAACCAAAUUUUCUCCCAUCUUUCCAGAAGAUCGUAACCUUUUUUAGCUCAAUUUUUGUUCAGUUCUUUAAAUGAAUCCAAAGAAAAGUGUGCUUUCCGUUCACCAAUGAAAGGCAUCGAACUCUCACAGGGUAAGAACCAGUUAAAGCUGUAUCCUUAUAGGGUAACAUUGUUUAUGCUUAUUACGUUACUUAUAUCUGCAAAAAGUGCCAAAGUUAACUUCUGUGAAAGCAUAAAAUAGUCUUUUUGCACCAGCAUUGAGUUUCUUAAAGGAGCAUUUAGCUAAAAAAUGGAGGAAUGGUGUGACUUUACAACUAUAUCAGGAAAGUGGACAAGUAAAACUAAUAAACGACCAGGUCUUUUGCUUUUAUUGGGAUACCUGGUAAAGAUGUGUAUAAGCCUUAAAAUAUAUAUUGGAUACUUUUUGUGUUGCUAAUGCUCUUUGCUGCAAGUGUCUAAGAGGAAGCUUUGGAGAUUUUUUUACCUCCCAUGUACCCCUAUUAGUCCUUAGCUCUACUGUAACAUCCACACCCCUUUUGGGAGAAAGUAGACCUUGUGGUCUGAAUGGCAGUCAGUGCAACUUCUGAGGCAUUAGGGUUAUUGGGUCCUUGGAUGUCGUGGCAGGCAAGUUAAACAAUAAAUGUUGUUUCCGUUUGCUAACCCUGCUGAUUUUUAAUUAUUAUUAAAAAAAAUAUUGAACCAAUAGAACAAAAUGUCACUUCAGCAUACAUGCAUUGAAGGUCCCUUUCCUGUCAAGCUUUUCUAGAAAACGUUUUAAAUCAGAGACUAGCAGCUAUUUCCAAUAAUUGUUUGGCUUUUCUGGUGUGAUUUUAUUUUAAAACUAAAAAACCCAUUUGUUGGAUUUUGUUUUUACUUUUAUUGCACCAAACAGGCCAGAAGAAAUGAUGACCCAUUUAAACUGUAGCACAGCUGUUUGCAGGAGGAAGUGACAUAGCAUUAAAUCAAUCUAAUGCAAAUCUGCCUUUCAUUUUAACGGCCUAGAAUAGGGGUUGGCAACCUAGGUUUUGCAGGUCUAGAUGAACUUUUUGUUGAGCGAGGGUUAGAAAUGGUUGCAGACCCCGGGCUAGGACACAUUGCCCAAGAAUAAUAAAUGCUUUUCAGCAAAUAUUACUUUGUACCAUACACAGUUUCACUGAUCGAUAACCCAGGCUGCUACAGUUUUUCUAGACAUGGCACUGCUACAGAACAGACACAGCUGGGACUCAAAUAUCACAGCAAUGACUAAUAAUAUAUCUAAAUCUCACGCUAUGCUAUGCUGUCUGCACAGAUGAGGAUUUACUUGCCUCUGCAUGCAGGAUGCUUGUAACUGCAAGUUUAACUGAUGACAUGGCCUACUUUUUAAUUAAUUCAGAUAAUUAUCAGACUGAAACUGAAAGGUAUGAAUUCCUUAUUAAACAUUCCUAGACAAUCAGAUCAACUUAAAGUAAAUAAUGAUGUUUUUGUCAAAAAUGGUUCAGUUACACACAUUUUAGGAAUAGUUAAGUGGAUUGAUUUUAUUACAAACUGUGUUUUAUUAUGGUAUUUAUUCCCCACAGGAUAAAUUUACUGACACAAAGCAAAGGACUCCCACUCCAAUCUCUGAGAGCAACCAUCCUGCAACUGUUAGCGGCACCCCUGUUCCAACACAGCUGAAUCAAAUGAAUGGUUCGUUACCAGAACUCUGCAGAAGAUCAUUCAGGAAAAAUUGAUUCAGGUGUGCUGGAGCAGGAAUGCAUCUUAACUUUGCAGGAUGGUGGCUCUUGAUGACUGGAGAUGGAGACCCCACAAUAGGUUCAACUACAGAUCAACACACCAUCUCACCACCAAUGGCUUCUAUGAGUUCCUCAACUGGUUUGAUGAGAGGGCCUGGUACCCCCUGGGCAGGAUUGUUGGUGGAACAGUAUACCCAGGGCUGAUGGUGACUGCCGGCCUCAUCCACUAUGUACUCAACCUGCUCCACAUCACAGUGCACAUCCGGGAUGUGUGUGUGUUCCUGGCACCAGUGUUCAGCGGCCUGACGGCCGUCUCCACUUUCCUGCUAACGCGGGAGCUGUGGAACCAGGGCGCAGGGCUGCUGGCAGCCUGCUUCAUCGCCAUCGUCCCAGGCUACAUCUCUCGCUCGGUGGCGGGCUCCUUCGACAACGAGGGGAUCGCCAUCUUUGCUCUGCAGUUCACCUACUACCUCUGGGUGAAAUCUGUGAAGACGGGCUCAGUAUUCUGGACUAUUGGCUGUUGUCUUUCCUACUUCUACAUGGUGUCGGCAUGGGGAGGUUAUGUGUUUAUUAUCAACUUGAUUCCUCUGCAUGUGUUUGUUCUACUUUUGAUGCAACGCUACAGCAGAAGAGUCUACAUCGCUUACAGCACGUUUUACAUAGUGGGGCUCAUACUGUCAAUGCAGAUCCCUUUUGUCGGCUUCCAGCCAAUCAGGACCAGCGAGCACAUGGCUGCUGCAGGUGUGUUUGCACUUCUCCAAGCCUAUGCCUUCCUACAGUACCUGAAGGACAGACUCACCCGACAGGAGUUUCAGACGCUCUUCUUCCUCGGGAUCUCUCUUGCUGCCUGUGUCGUCUUCCUCACAGUGAUCUAUCUCACUUACACAGGAUACAUCGCUCCGUGGAGCGGUCGCUUCUACUCGCUCUGGGACACCGGUUACGCCAAGAUCCAUAUCCCCAUCAUUGCAUCGGUGUCAGAGCACCAGCCAACCACGUGGGUGUCCUUCUUCUUUGAUCUCCACAUCCUGGUCUGCACCUUCCCAGCAGGCCUUUGGUUUUGCAUCAAGAACAUCAAUGAUGAACGCGUGUUUGUGGCCCUGUACGCCAUCAGUGCCGUUUACUUUGCUGGAGUGAUGGUGAGACUCAUGCUGACGCUGACUCCGGUUGUGUGCAUGCUGUCUGCUGUGGCGUUCUCCAGCGUCUUUGAGCAUUACAUGGGAGACGACACGAAGAGGGAGAAGCCUCCUGCUGAAGAUAGCAGCGACGAGGACGACAAGAGGAAUUCUGGGACUCUCUACGACAAGGCGGGCAAGGUGCGCAAGCAUGUGUCUGAGCAGGAGAAGGCAGAGGAGGGUUUGGGUCCGAACAUCAAGUCCAUCGUCACCAUGCUGAUGCUGAUGCUGCUCAUGAUGUUUGCCGUCCACUGCACCUGGGUGACCAGCAACGCCUACUCCAGCCCCAGCGUGGUGCUGGCGUCAUACAACCAUGACGGGACUCGUAACAUCCUCGACGACUUCCGGGAGGCUUAUUACUGGCUGAGACAGAACACAGACGAGCACGCGCGUGUGAUGUCGUGGUGGGACUACGGCUACCAGAUAGCCGGCAUGGCCAACAGGACCACACUGGUAGACAACAACACGUGGAACAACAGUCAUAUAGCUCUGGUGGGGAAGGCCAUGUCGUCCAACGAGAGCGCGGCCUAUGAGAUUAUGAGGUCUCUGGAUGUGGAUUACGUGCUGAUAAUCUUCGGUGGAGUAAUCGGCUACUCUGGCGACGAUAUAAACAAGUUUCUGUGGAUGGUGAGGAUCGCUGAAGGGGAACACCCCAAAGACAUCAGGGAGAGUGACUACUUCACUCCUCAGGGAGAGUUCAGAGUGGACAAGGCCGGUUCACCGACUCUGCUCAACUGCCUCAUGUACAAGAUGUCGUAUUAUCGAUUUGGUGAGAUGCAGCUGGAUUUCAGAACGCCACCCGGCUUCGACCGAACUCGCAACGCUGAGAUUGGCAACAAGGACAUUAAGUUCAAACACCUGGAGGAGGCGUUUACUUCGGAGCACUGGCUCGUCAGGAUCUACAAGGUGAAGGAGCUGGACAACAGAGAGACACUGGACCACAAGCUCCGCAGCGUGGUGACCAAGCAGAAGUACACCUCUAAAAAGACUGCCAAGAGGAAGCGAGGACACAUCAAGAACAAGCUGGUCCUGAAGAAGGGCAAAAAACUCCCCAAGAAAUAAAGAUGGCUCUGAACUCACACGAACGCAAAGAAACCUCCAACGAACAAUGAAGAAGAACACAAGGGCGGCCGGGUGAAUGGCACUUGGUCUGAAGCGCUUCUUGUUAGAGCGCCCUCAUUUAUCGAGGAAGCGUCAUAUCUGGCCUGACCAGAACCGUUGUCUGUUUUGAUCCUGAGGACGUCUGUCUUGCUUUUUGUUUUUUGUUUGUUUUCUACUUUUUACUUGAAUGUGGCGAGGCAUAGGGCUGCUCUAAUUGAUUAAAUGUUGAUUAAAUUUUUUUUGUGCGUGUGUGUUGGGGGGGGGGGGAGGGGGGGGUGUUGUUAAUGACCUGAUUAUCAGUCAGGAGAUCGGGUGAUCCGCGGGAUGAUGAGGAACGUUUGCACCAAAGACCCAUCGACCUCGCUCCGUGGCACAUGUGAACUCAUUGCUGGGAUCGAGGAGACGCCGGAGUGAAAGCUGAGGACUUUGUUCCUGACGCGUGUACAGAGGACAGUAUGCGGUAUGGAGGAACGCCACCGUCUACGCACAGCACAUCUGUAAUAUUAACCUUUCUACCAUCCUCAUCUCCUUAACGUCUGCCUGGCUCUCUGACCUUUCGUUUCCAACAGAUUCUAUAACCAAUUGGCCUAAUAUGUAAAUAUGUUCUGUAAAGACAAAAAAAAAAAGGCUCUAAAAUGAUAAUAUAUUGGAUCAUCGUGAGUUUUUAAAUGCGCAGUUCCUGGUUUUUCUCUUUCGUUUUUUUAUAUGACAGCAAAGAGAACAGUGAAUGCAAUAAAUCUACACAGAGGGGCUUCAGAUUUUGUUCCAAGAAUGAAUGUGAAGCUUUUUACAUCUUCCCCCGUUUUUUCCUCAUUAUAUUGCAUUGAUUGUACAUUUCUGCUGCUCGUGCUUUUAAAAAUAGAAGCAAGCAAACUGUUAAAAAAAAAAGAAAAAAAAAAGUAGUGAUUAUAAAUUAGGCCUACAGGGGGAGCUCUUGAUUGAGCAAAGCCUAGUUUAUCGCCAGAUUUUUCCUUGUUGCAGUUUACGUUUUUGGCUUUUUUCUCUUUUUUAUUAUUUUGGUUCGACAUGCAUCUGCUGCUGACCAUACAUGGUGAUUACGUUCUGUUUUGUUUUUAAAAUCAGUAAAUAAACAGAAAUGUGAAGGAGGUUUCUGGUGUAGACUCGGUGAAGGAGUAACAUUUGAUGUACCAGGAAGGAUAAAAGAUUAACAGAUGUCAGGAGCUGUGUCCUUACACUAUACUGCAUAUCAAAAUUCUUCAACAAGAUGGAAAAAGGAAUUUAAACUCCUUUCUAUCAGGAAAAAAAGUGCUAACUUACAACAAAAAUUUCGUUUUUGUGCUUGUAAACAGAAAUUUGAGGCCAAUCCUGGAAAGUGCAACAGUCGCCGAACAUUUGCUCUUUAACUGUACUAAGGACGGAAACUCAUUAUAGUUGGGAUAAAGCCAGAAUUAUUCAUACCCCUGGUGGAUUUAAAUUGUGAAAUUAUUCUUGUUCUGUCAGGCAUCUCUCAAAAGAUAAUAAAAUAAACUAAUUGGAGAAUCAAUUUUGAAGAGUUUAACUCUGGCUGGACCACUCAGAAUUUCAAUAUUACUUCCAAGCAGAGAAAAUGUGGUAAAGUGAAGAUUUGGGUUGGCUCCAGUUAUGAUCAAGAUCAUUACUUUACAAUGUCGGUCAGAACUGAAGCACACAGAAUUUUUGUAUUUCAAAUGCAGAGAAACACUGCCAUAUGUAUCAUUCCACCCAACACCAGAAUGCCCUACUUUAUAUUAGUGAGCCAUGACGUGAUUAUGCAAGUCUCACUUUUCUCCACAUAAAUAUUCCACGUUUUACUCCUGAGUUUCACUGCCAUUAAUGUUGCAGUCAAAACGUUAUUCUGAGGACCCCCAUCGGUCGUGACACUCGAAGUCUGUCUGCGGUUACUUAACCCCACAUCAACAUGUCUGUCUCAACCUAAUGCUACUAAUUUGGGGGAUGGAAGUUAAAAUACUGAUACACAAUUAGACUGCAACUGCUGUCAAACCUAUCCUUCAUUUGCCUAGUACAAAUGACUUAACAUGCAAAUGGAGAGAUCUGUCGACAUUAGCGGACUUUGGUACUGACACUGAACACUUAAAGUCAAAAAGGCUAUAAAAGAAAUCACCUGAAACUUUAUGCUCACAAACUACUGUUGUGGUUAACUGAGUGGUUUGUGCUCGACUCCCUACUUUAGCCAUCAGAUGUGGCAUUCGCAUGAACUGUUUUCCUCUUCCUCAGCUACACUGUUUCAGCUUCCCAAAAAAUGUAGAUUUCAUUUUAUCUAGAGGUGUUGGUGUGAAGGUGGGGAAAUGGAAAGGCACACCACACCUUUCACAUUUUUUUUUUUUAAAAGGAGUAUCUAAUAUUUCUUCUACGUUACGUACUGCUUUGUGUCGGUCGAUCAUAAAAUCCCAUUAAAGUACAUUAGUGCAUGUUUAGCAAUGUAGGCAACGAAUACUUGAUUACAAAAUGUUUCCAUUGCCCAGUUUGAAAAGGCUUCAGUCGGAGUGUCUGUAUGAAUGUGGGACACAGCCCUGCAUCUUUUAUUGAAAGGACACUGUACUGUUUUCUCAUGUUCACAUAAACUGGAAGGAGUUUCUUUUAUGCACGCCUUGGGGACUUUUUCUGUCUUCUUUCAAACCAGAGACGCUUUCAUCACAACAUACAGCUGUAUUUGUUUGGAGACAUCACACAGAAGGUGACAUCUUACUAUCAGUUUGUUUCCUUUGAAAUGCAUCUAAAACGCUUUGUUGUUCUUGAUUUUUUUAUUUUUGUCACCGUCGGAGGCUUCAGGCUGCUGGAACACAUGUGGUUGCGCUCUGCCAAAAACUGCAUUGUCUUUUGGAUUCUCAUUAGCAAGGAGGGGAUGGAGGUUAGAUGAAGCCUUAAUGUGAUGUACUUUUACUUUUCUUCAUUAUGUGAUAAUCCUUUUCCUUAAAUCUGAUGAAAAAGUUGCUUUUUUGGCUCUGUGCAGUUUUUCCUGAACAUUUUUCUUUGGAUGCAGUCUUCAACCUGUCCCUGCUCACCUUCAGAGUUUACAUUUUUACAUUUUGUUCUGUUGUGCCACCUCUAAAUAUACUCCUAAACAAAAA
Messenger RNA from Girardinichthys multiradiatus, 7680 nucleotides. Its product is annotated as dolichyl-diphosphooligosaccharide--protein glycosyltransferase subunit STT3B. The record is from RefSeq and is a predicted model, not a curated record. Gene Ontology annotation, biological process: post-translational protein modification. The coding region runs from base 2378 to 4573 and encodes 731 amino acids. The transcript has 16 exons. Gene Ontology annotation, molecular function: dolichyl-diphosphooligosaccharide-protein glycotransferase activity. Gene Ontology annotation, cellular component: membrane. Lineage: Eukaryota; Metazoa; Chordata; Actinopteri; Cyprinodontiformes; Goodeidae.